AUGUCUAUCCUUCGACUCCGAUCCGCUGUCGCUCCCCUCUCUUUCAAGCGAUACGCUUCUACCAUCUCCGUUCAAUCUACCAGGUCAAAUUCUAGCGGAGCAGUACUUGGUAACAUAGAGGCAUCAUGGAAAGGACUCAGUGCCGAAUCACAAUACGAGGUUUAUCAACAACUCGAACAAAUCCAAAAGAAAGACUGGAAAGAAUUGACUGUAGAUGAGAAGAAAGCCGCCUACUUCGUUGCAUUUGGUCCUCACGGUCCUCGUCAACCUACGCUUGAGAAAGGUCACGGGAUCACUGUCUUCUUAGGUGUUGCUGCUUGUGUUGGUGCUGCUUACGGUACCCUUCUUUACGCCCGAUCUCAAGCUCCUCCUCCUCCUAAGACCAUGACAAAGGAAUACCAAGAACAAAUGACCGAAUAUGCUCGAUCACAAAACAUGAACCCUAUCUCCGGUGUAUCAUCCGAGGGUUACAAGGGCAAAGGAUACGUGCAAUAG
This is a messenger RNA of Kwoniella shivajii, 495 nucleotides long. RefSeq lists its product as uncharacterized. The transcript is spliced from 4 exons. Gene Ontology annotation, biological process: mitochondrial electron transport, cytochrome c to oxygen. Lineage: Eukaryota; Fungi; Basidiomycota; Tremellomycetes; Tremellales; Cryptococcaceae. The coding region runs from base 1 to 495 and encodes 164 amino acids. The record is from RefSeq and is a predicted model, not a curated record.